AUGGGACAUACCACGAAGGAUGCGCCGCAUCUGAUGACGUUUUUGAUGGAUUACUUUGCGCCCUGUUCAACACCCUGCCAACGGGCAUCGCAAGGCGAAAGUGCGGCCAAACGGCUUCGCGUGCAAUUGACAGUUCUGUACGGUAACGUCUGCACGUCGUACCCCGCUCCAAAGCUGGAUGAGGCUUUCCAAAAAGUCAUUCUGGGAUGGUUUCACGCUGUUUUUCGUGGCGACUCUCCGUUUAUUGAACUGAUGGGUUCUUGGGGCAUCGACUUUGUUCCCCCUGCUGGCGCUUCCGGGAGUGGCGCACUGCUCAUAAAGGAAGUAUCUUACAAGAUGGCAAUGUCCUAUGGCGGCUUUUUCUGUCCUCGCGAUGAGGGGACUGUGCCUACGACAUAUACGCCGGCCUCUAUGGUAUCAGAGAGAAGUACGAGUGGCUUGUGGAUUAUUACGCGAUGGGAACGCUUUCGCUGGUUUCGGACGCGCGCACAAGCGAGUCUCUUUCGGCGUUGCCUCCUACAUUACUAUAAAGUUCCUUCCCGUACGGGUGAUCAUAGUCUGUUGCUGCACCGUCGUUUAAAUGAACGACAUUUUGACGAGUUGCACUGGCAGAAGAAGCUUCAGGCUCGUUUAGAGCCGCGUGGAGUGUCAGUAAUGUUGCAGACGUUUAUUUCGAUGGAGUAUCACCAUCAGGCCUCCUUCAUGCAUAAUAGUUCGAUUUUUAUUGCCGCCCAUGGUGCAGGAAUGGUGAAUAUAAUGUCCAUGUCGCCAGGAAGUGUGGUUGUGGAGCUAUUUCCGCACGGUUUCCGCUAUGCCAUGUAUCAGGAACUGGCAGAAUUAUUGGGUUUGCAUUAUAUUGCCUAUGAAAGCCCCAGCGUUUGGCCACCGCGUUGCUGUAUACAGCGUGAGAAAGGCUCAGCGGCACAGCAUACGCCUCCCCUGCAUGGAACCCCACCCAGGACAAGCUUUGGCAUGCGUUCAUGCAAAGGAUGUGACAUCAAUGUUUUAGAAGAAGACAUGGAAGCCAUUCUCUUCGAUGCCUUGGGGAUUGUGUCUGCCGAUAUUUGCCUGCACUCUGCUUCCAUAUGA
This is a messenger RNA of Trypanosoma cruzi, 1089 nucleotides long. RefSeq lists its product as uncharacterized. The transcript has a single exon. The coding region runs from base 1 to 1089 and encodes 362 amino acids. Lineage: Eukaryota; Euglenozoa; Kinetoplastea; Trypanosomatida; Trypanosomatidae. The record is from RefSeq and is a predicted model, not a curated record. Gene Ontology annotation, molecular function: glycosyltransferase activity.